AUGGUGGGCAUCGCUAUGGAAAGGUAUUUGGUCAUCGUCUUCCCAGUGUGGUACCGCUGCAGACGAACCAUGAAGACCACUGUGGUGAUCUGUGUCAUGGCCUGGGCCCUUUCUGCUCUCCAUCCUAUCGCUCAAUGUUUCAGUUUUAUUGAGAUUAAAACCAUUGACAUUGUAUUUUUGCUCUUUCCCCUCCCACCACUCAUAUUCUUCCUGGUUGGGACCCUCAAAGCCCUGUCUGCUUCCAUCUCGGUCCAGGCUGACGAAAAACGACGAAUUGUAGGAACUUUGGUCCUGGUACUGCUAAUUUACAUGCUGCUGUUCCUGCCCAACACCAUUCUGACAGUGCUUAACAAGUUAAAAGUAGACACCUCACAUAUUCUUGUGUCCCUGUCUCAUGUAUUUGUUAGGUUGAGUCCUCUUGCAGACUUAGUUCUGUAUAUUUUCAUGAAGAAAGGGGCCGUAGACAAGCUUUUGGCCUCUGUGUGUUGUUGCAGAAUGGAAAGCAAUGAUGUCAUCAGUGUAUCAGUAUGAAUGAUGACGACAUGGCCACAGUCGGCUUCAUGUAGGCUGAGAAAGAAGUUGAGGAGAAAACACAAGGAGAAGUAUAGAAAAAUAGACAGAUUUUGUCACCUACUGAUUUUAUUUUGAAUGUUUUUAUCUGCAUGUUUUGAGUUUGGUUGUGCUUAUCAUUUUAAUCCUUUAUCCUUUAAUCACAGAAGCAGAGCAGAUAUAUUUAGAUUCACUCAGUUGAUUGAAGCCGCCAGGCUGUCUUAUUCCUAAACCUUUAAUUUGUACAUUUUAUACAGAAGGAGCAUCUUAUCAAGUCUCAGGCUGUUCUAAUGAACUAUUUGUACAUAUAGCUACCAAUAGUUGGUAUGUAUUCCACAUAUUUAUUACUGUAUGAACCACAUUGACUGCUUCUGUAGAAGACCGCAGAAAUCCGUGUCGGGGUUAAAGGGG
Molecule: messenger RNA, 960 nt
Organism: Sander lucioperca (pikeperch)
Lineage: Eukaryota; Metazoa; Chordata; Actinopteri; Perciformes; Percidae
Product: mas-related G-protein coupled receptor member X4-like
Biological process (GO): phospholipase C-activating G protein-coupled receptor signaling pathway; positive regulation of Rho protein signal transduction
Cellular component (GO): membrane
Molecular function (GO): G protein-coupled receptor activity
Source: RefSeq, a predicted model, not a curated record